CGAGUCAAGAUCUUAUUUCCUUACCUAUGGCCCAAACAAUCUUUAACCCUUCAGCUUGUGGCACUACUUUGUCUCCUCUGCCUACUCGUAGGGCGCGGUGUCAACUUACUUGUUCCCAUGACACUUGGUCAGGCAGUCGAAGAUCUUACAUCAGGAGCUUGGCCCUGGCUACACCUAGGGCUUUAUAUCGGUCUACGUUUCUUACAAGGUUCAGGUGGAAUUGUCUCAGUGAUCCAACAAAAUUUAUGGAUACCGGUAGCCCAGGUGGGUCUCAUUAAGUUUGACUACUUUUUGCAUAAACAUCUUCUCGACCUUUCGCUAUCAUAUCACACUCGGCGCAAAACGGCCGAGGUUCUCAGGAUCCUCGAUCGUGGCUCCGCUAUUAAUCAGUUCUUUCAAUUACUCCUCUUUAGUCUGGUCCCGAUCUUCUUGGAUAUCGUCAUUGCUGUUGGAAUCAUUGCAUUUCGAUUUGAUGUUAUCUUGGCCACCACUAUCUUGCUGGUGAUGAUUGCAUACGUGACCGCCUCUGUAAUACUCACACAGUGGAGGACAACUAUUCGAAGAGAAAUGGUAGACAAAGAUAAAUACACCCGUGGAAUCCAAGGUGACUCUCUGUUGAACUGGGAAACUAUCGCAUGGUUCAAUACCAAGACUUUUGAGACUACGCGUUACCUGGAGGCGACCAUUGAUUAUCAACGCUCAGAAUUUCUAGUCACAUCUUCGCUCUAUUUGCUAAAUAUGGUCCAAAACGCAAUCAUUGCUGUCGCGCUUCUGGUUGGGUGUUUUACUGUUGCUUUUGAAGUCAGCAUUGGGGAGAAGACGGUCGGAGACUUUGUUUUAUUUGUUACGUAUCUUGCGCAACUAGUUGCGCCCUUGAACCAAUUAGGAACUCUUUAUCGAGUAAUUCAACAGAAUUUGACUGAUACGGACAAUCUGAUGAAGCUUUUAGCUGAACCGAAAGAAAUUGAAGAUGCUCCCGACGCGAUGACGAUUUUGGGAGCUAAGGGUGAGAUCGUAUUUGAUCGCGUGGGAUUCUCUUACGACGGGGCAUCUACUGCGCUCGAGGACAUUAGUUUCACAGUCCCACCAGGUUCCUCUGUGGCAUUAGUGGGCGAAAGUGGAAGUGGUAAAUCAACGUUACUCAGGUUACUAUUCAGGUUUUACGACCCUACUAGUGGAUCCAUUCUUCUCGAUGGUACCGAUAUCCGAAAGUUGACACUAUCGAGUUAUCGAAACCAGAUUGGCAGUGUGCCACAAGAUGCCGCUCUGUUCAACGACACCAUCAGAUAUAACAUUGGUUAUGGUGCCAUCGGAAUGAAACCAGACGGACCAACCAUGGAAGACGUGAUCGAAGCUGCCACAGCGGCUCAGAUUCAUCAGCGCAUAAUGUCUUUCCCGGAAGGUUAUGAAACUCGAGUAGGUGAACGAGGCGUGAGACUGUCAGGAGGAGAAAAACAGCGAGUUGCCAUUGCCCGGGUGAUGAUUCGGAAUCCACCAGUUAUCCUCUUGGAUGAAGCCACAUCUGCACUUGACACAACCACCGAACGAGAAAUCCAAUUAGCAUUACAAAAACUUGGAAAGAAUCGUACAACAGUUGCAAUCGCACAUCGACUUUCGACUAUUGUUAAUUCUGAUUUAAUCCUGGUGAUGCAUAAAGGAAAGAUUGCUGAAAGAGGUAGUCAUUCAGAUUUAUUGAAACAAAAAGGGAUUUAUUCAGAACUUUGGGCUAAACAAAUUAGAGCUGAAGGUCAAGCUCAAACUACAAUUGAGAAUGAGAUUUCAAAUGAAGCCUAACAUCAAACAUCGGUUUAAUCGUUUUUGAUUUACAAAAAAAAGUUGGACUCUCUUUAGCUUUCGAAGGUGGAAUUCUCAAUCUAGAAGAGUCAAGGAUGAGGCUUUCAUCAUAUCUUUCUCUCCUCAUACUUGUAAACAAAAACUUUAAUAAUGUGUGACUGUAUAAAUUUUUCAAGAUUCGCAGUAGCAAAAAGCCCAAGAAUACACUUUUUUUCUUUAAAGUUACCAAUCCUUAAUAAUUUUGUACUUAACCCUCAUCCCAGACUUAAUAAAAACAUUAUUGAAGAAUGAUUUAGACAAGUUAUGUCUUAGUAAUAAAAGUUGAGUGACAUAUAUAUAU
This is a messenger RNA of Melampsora larici-populina 98AG31, 2134 nucleotides long. RefSeq lists its product as uncharacterized. Lineage: Eukaryota; Fungi; Basidiomycota; Pucciniomycetes; Pucciniales; Melampsoraceae. The transcript is spliced from 14 exons. Gene Ontology annotation, molecular function: ATP hydrolysis activity; ABC-type transporter activity; ATP binding. The record is from RefSeq and is a predicted model, not a curated record. Gene Ontology annotation, cellular component: membrane. The coding region runs from base 118 to 1794 and encodes 558 amino acids. Gene Ontology annotation, biological process: transmembrane transport.